CCAAGAUAGUGCAGCACAUGUAGCCCCCAAAGACAAAUAAAUAAGUUGAUAAAAAGUGAAAUAUGACAAGACGGGUAAAUACGGUGAGUCUCAAAUGUCACGAUAACAAAAUCACGUCAGUGAGAACAGUUUACCUUAGCUCGCAGAAAAAACAUGACAUAUUAUUUUAUAAUUAAUUUGCCUGGGUGCGCUAAUUCGGCGACAAAACAGAAAUUAUUAAUAAUUUGUUAGCGGGCUAGUGCGAAUUGUUAACACAUUUUUGUCCUUAUAAUGUCGCCUCGAUAAGUGUCGGACUAGUGAUACGUUUACUGUGGGUGAUUUAGUUUCUUUAAUAUGAAUUCGCCAGAGCUUAAGGCUAAGCUGCUAGUCGACGCUAAGCUGCCUUCUAUUCUUCCGCCUUUGCCGACGAAUGGCCAGCUAACUCCGGGGAUAUAUUAUGGAAGUUACCCCUCCACGCCCAGCCAAAAGAGCAAACGAUCCUUCAGGCUCAAUGCCGCGCGGAGGAUGCGGAGACGCGCCAUCUUCAAAAACGGCGACUGCAACAUCCUACAAUCUCGAAUUUCAAAACGACGACUCAGGUACCUCCAAGACAUCUUCACCACACUGGUGGACUCCCAAUGGAGGUGGACGCUGACGAUAUUCGCGCUAGCGUUUUUGGGAUCUUGGCUCAUAUUCGCCCUCUUCUGGUGGCUCAUAGCCUACUCACACGACGACCUCAGCGAAGAGCACCUGCCGACUCAUCAGGCUGAUUCCAACUGGACUCCAUGCGUCCUCAACAUCUAUGGGUUCACGUCGUGCUUUUUGUUCUCCAUAGAAACGCAACAUACUAUAGGCUACGGAGUGAGAACGACCACCGAAGAGUGCCCGGAAGCCAUCUUCGUCAUGUGCUUCCAGAGCAUCGUGGGCAUGAUCAUCCAGGCCUUCAUGUGCGGUAUAGUGUUCGCGAAAAUGACCCGCCCCAAACUACGAACUCAAACCCUGCAGUUUUCCAAAAACGCUGUGAUCUGCCAACGCGAAGGCUACCUCAGCCUCAUGUUCCGCGUGGGAGACAUGAGGAAGAGCCACAUCAUCGGAGCAAGCAUCCGAGCCCAGCUCAUCUGCUCCAAGAAAACCAAAGAAGGAGAAGUACUGAAUAACUUCCAGACAGAACUGACCGUCAACGCCGACGGUUGCGACGGAAACCUCUUCUUCAUCUGGCCCAUGACCAUCGUCCACAGGAUAGACGAAGACUCGCCGUUUUAUCAGCUGUCUGCUGCCGACAUGUUGCAGGACAGAUUCGAAAUUGUGGUGAUAUUAGAGGGGACUAUAGAGUCUACGGGACAGACGACGCAGGCGAGGUCGAGCUACUUGGCCACUGAAGUGCUGUGGGGCCACAGGUUUGAACCCGUGGUGUCUUACAAUAAAGACAGACAGGGGUACGAGGUGAAUUACUCCAAGUUCGAUAAUACUGUAACCAUUGACACUCCUUUGUGUUCUGCAGCAGAUCUAGCUGCGUUUUAUAAGGCUCAGGAUAUCCAAGAGCAACGGUCUGAAUCAGAUAAAGGUUUUCCUGAAGAAACAAAUCCACAAUCGUCCUCUUAUUUCUACCUAGAACCAGCACCGCAAGGAAAACCAAAAGAUGGUGGCCUAAGUCCACCGGAAAUUUUUGGGAAUCAUGCAAAGGAAGAACAGAUCUGUCAAACUUUCGAGUUUCCGGAACCUAUCACACCAUUUGAAAAUAAUUUCAACUUUCCCAAAAGAACUGCGAGACGAGGCUCUUUACCUGGAUUUGUGAGAAGUGCUAGCAAAUAUGACUUCGUGGAGAAAACUUACUAUGAUGUACCGGAAGAAGAAGACGAGGAUUGCACGAAACUUGGAGAAAGCCAACAUUGGAGAAUUUAAAAAAAGCUUGGUACAUACAAAACAAAAUGUAAUGAUAACUAUUCAUAAAUAAAAUACUAGAUAA
This is a messenger RNA of Anoplophora glabripennis (Asian longhorned beetle), 1945 nucleotides long. RefSeq names its product G protein-activated inward rectifier potassium channel 3. The coding region runs from base 334 to 1881 and encodes 515 amino acids. The transcript has 4 exons. Gene Ontology annotation, biological process: potassium ion import across plasma membrane; regulation of monoatomic ion transmembrane transport. The record is from RefSeq and is a predicted model, not a curated record. Gene Ontology annotation, molecular function: inward rectifier potassium channel activity. Gene Ontology annotation, cellular component: plasma membrane. Lineage: Eukaryota; Metazoa; Arthropoda; Insecta; Coleoptera; Cerambycidae.